UACAACAACAACGACAACGACAACUACAACAACAACGACAACGACAACUACAACAACAACGACAACGACAACUACAACAACAACGACAACUACAACAACAACGACAACGACAACUACAACAACAACGACAACAACAACGACAACAACAACAACAACAACAACAACAACAACGAAAACUACAACGACAACUACAACAAUGCCUACAACGACAACUACAACAACAACGACAACUACAACAACAACGACAACAACAACAACGACAACUACAACGACAACAACAACAUGGACAACUACAACGACAACUACAACAAUGCCUACAACGACAACUACAACAAUGACUACAACGACAACUACAACAAUGACUACAACGACAACUACAACAAUGACUACAACGACAACUACAACAAUGACUACAACGACAACUACAACAAUGACUACAACGACAGCUACAACAAUGACUACAACGACAACUACAACAAUGACUACAACAAUGACAAUGAGAGAUACUAA
Messenger RNA from Hydractinia symbiolongicarpus, 510 nucleotides. Its product is annotated as GATA zinc finger domain-containing protein 14-like. The annotation marks the transcript as partial. The record is from RefSeq and is a predicted model, not a curated record. The transcript has a single exon. NCBI's taxonomy places the organism in Eukaryota, Metazoa, Cnidaria, Hydrozoa, Anthoathecata, Hydractiniidae.